AAAGCAUUGUCGUUUAAUCUCGUCACAAGCGUGGCAACACUGUCGCCGCAUAAAUGCACAGUCCACACACAACACAACACAACACAACACUAACCUCACUCUCUCUCUCAAACAAAAACUGCUCUUCGUCUCUUCAAUCUUCAAUUCCUUCCAUUUCUUCCAAAAUGGCCAAAGACCCAGUUCGUGUUCUCGUCACUGGUGCUGCAGGGCAAAUUGGUUAUGCACUUGUCCCUAUGAUCGCUAGGGGAGUGAUGCUCGGUCCUGAUCAACCUGUGAUCCUUCACAUGCUUGAUAUUCCACCAGCUGCUGAGUCAUUGAAUGGAGUUAAAAUGGAGUUGGUGGAUGCUGCAUUUCCACUUCUUAAAGGUGUUGUUGCUACAACUGAUGUUGUGGAGGCAUGCACUGGAGUCAAUAUUGCCGUCAUGGUUGGUGGAUUCCCAAGAAAAGAAGGUAUGGAGAGGAAGGAUGUUAUGUCUAAGAAUGUAUCUAUUUACAAGUCCCAGGCUUCUGCCCUUGAAAAGCAUGCUGCUGCCAACUGCAAGGUUCUGGUUGUUGCUAACCCAGCAAACACCAAUGCAUUGAUCUUGAAGGAAUACGCUCCAUCUAUUCCAGAGAAAAACAUUUCUGCUUUGACCAGACUUGAUCACAACAGGGCAUUGGGCCAAAUUUCUGAAAGAUUGAAUGUUCAAGUUUCUGAUGUUAAGAAUGUCAUAAUCUGGGGUAAUCAUUCAUCAACUCAGUAUCCUGAUGUCAACCAUGCAACUGUUAACACCCCUGCCGGGGAGAAGCCUGUCCGUGAACUUGUCUCUGACGAUGCCUGGUUGAAUGGAGAAUUCAUAUCUACCGUUCAACAACGUGGUGCUGCAAUUAUAAAGGCGAGAAAGCUUUCAAGUGCACUAUCUGCUGCUAGCGCUGCUUGCGACCACAUUCGCGAUUGGGUUCUUGGAACUCCCCAGGGCACCUUUGUUUCAAUGGGAGUGUACUCUGAUGGUUCUUACAAUGUACCAGCUGGACUCAUCUAUUCAUUCCCUGUCACCACUUCUAACGGGGAAUGGAAAAUUGUUCAAGGACUUUCAAUUGACGAGUUCUCAAGGAAGAAGUUGGACUUGACAGCUGAAGAGUUGUCCGAGGAAAAGACUUUGGCAUACUCUUGCCUCUCUUAGGCUGCUUUCUUUUGUGUCUAUAGAAGUAGUAGCUUCAGUUUUGAAUAAUGCUCCUUCUAGUUAUAACAGAUGAACUAUGUGUGUCUCUUCUUUGGAAUUACUUGUAUUGCAAGUCACGGUUUUUAGCCAUGGUGGUGAUACAAGAAUUUUGAUGUGUGUUGUGACUGCACACGUGUGCAACCACAUACAUCUAAUCCUUGUGAUGUAUUAUGGAAUUGUAUUGCAAAAUAAGGCCAUCAUGAAUUGUUCAUCAUGAAGUUAGAGAACUUUUUAUAAAAAGGCUAGAGUUCAUUUUUCAUA
This is a messenger RNA of Trifolium pratense (red clover), 1463 nucleotides long. RefSeq names its product malate dehydrogenase, cytoplasmic. Lineage: Eukaryota; Viridiplantae; Streptophyta; Magnoliopsida; Fabales; Fabaceae. The record is from RefSeq and is a predicted model, not a curated record. Gene Ontology annotation, molecular function: L-malate dehydrogenase (NAD+) activity. Gene Ontology annotation, biological process: malate metabolic process; tricarboxylic acid cycle; oxaloacetate metabolic process. The transcript is spliced from 7 exons. Bases 54 to 1163 code for a protein of 369 amino acids.